AUGAAAACCAAGGCAAAGACUUAUAAAUCCUUAUAUCUCGCACCAAUACUUGGAGGAGGUGUUGCUGGAAUAUGUGUGGGUACAGCUAUUUAUCCGCUGGAUACCCUAAAGACUCGGUUACAAGCAGCUCAAGGUUUUAAAAAAGCUGGAGGCUUUCAUGGAGUCUAUAGAGGACUGACGACAGCUCUAACCGGUACUGCAGCAAUGAACAGCCUCUUCUUUGUGUGCUAUGAGACUAUCAAAGAGAUCUCUGAGCCACUCGUGGCACCGAAGUAUGUUCCCGUUGUACACAUGUUUGCAGCCAGCUUCUGUGAAGUUAUAGCAUGUUUGGUGCGUGUACCGACGGAGGUAGCCAAACAACGGAAACAAACCUACAUAGGUAGAAAGAAUAAAAGUGCGUUGGCCAUAUUAGUUGAUGCCUAUAAGAAAGAAGGUAUUCGCCGUGGAGUGUACCGUGGCUUCUCUUCCACGGUGUUGCGGGACUUACCGUUUAGUCUCAUCGAGCUGCCUAUCUGGGAAUUUCUCAAAAAUACCGUUAAAAAACACAACAAUGGAGAAGUUACUAGUUUUCAAAGUGGUUUAUGCGGCUCUGUGGCGGGUGGUAUUGCAGCCGUAAUCACCGCCCCCCUGGAUCUGGCGAAAACACGUAUAAUGCUGGCAGGCACCAGCGGGAAAGCUGAAAUCCACGAUUUGAAAAAGUUGAGUGUUCCCAGGGUUCUCCGCCGUAUUUAUAUGGAGUCAGGGUUCAGGGGGCUCUUUGCUGGAGUCACGCCGAGGCUGGGGAUGAUAUUAUUAGGGGGGUUGGUCUUCUUUGGUUUUUAUGAGGAGACAAAAAGACGCUUUGAAGAAUUUGUCAGGGAGAGGUGA
Molecule: messenger RNA, 867 nt
Organism: Arctia plantaginis
Lineage: Eukaryota; Metazoa; Arthropoda; Insecta; Lepidoptera; Erebidae
Source: the annotation of a GenBank genome assembly